Molecule: messenger RNA, 402 nt
Organism: Trichoplax adhaerens
Lineage: Eukaryota; Metazoa; Placozoa; Uniplacotomia; Trichoplacea; Trichoplacidae
Exons: 1
Molecular function (GO): sphingosine-1-phosphate phosphatase activity
Source: RefSeq, a predicted model, not a curated record
CUGUGGGAAUAUUCUGGGCAUGGCGUGCUCUGGCUGCUGGCUGUAACUGCUCUCCUCUAUCAUUCUUGGCAUGAUCCAAUCAUGAAACCAUUCUAUCAGAAUAUUAUGACUGCUUGGUGGGUCGAUAUUUUAGUCAUUAUUGUCUUGAAGGCAACAUUUCGCCGUAGUAGACCAGCUACCAAUAGGAAUGAUAUGUACCUAACUGGUUAUGUCGAUCGACAUUCAUUUCCUUCUGGUCAUGCUACAAGAGCAUCGCUUAUGGCUUGUAUAUUCCUUCAAUAUUCGUUUAUUACUGUCAUGAACAAGGUGAUGAUUGUUUUAUGGGCACUUUUACUCUCUGUUUCACGUAUACUAUCAGGAAGACAUCAUAUUAGUGAUGUGAUCUGUGGAAUAAUUAUUGGA